This is a messenger RNA of Histoplasma capsulatum G186AR, 1660 nucleotides long. RefSeq lists its product as uncharacterized. The transcript is spliced from 5 exons. Lineage: Eukaryota; Fungi; Ascomycota; Eurotiomycetes; Onygenales; Ajellomycetaceae. Gene Ontology annotation, biological process: magnesium ion transmembrane transport; intracellular magnesium ion homeostasis. Gene Ontology annotation, molecular function: magnesium ion transmembrane transporter activity. The coding region runs from base 170 to 1660 and encodes 496 amino acids. The record is from RefSeq and is a predicted model, not a curated record. Gene Ontology annotation, cellular component: plasma membrane.
GCUUAAUCGCGACAGUCAUUUCACCUUCAGCAAAACAACACGCCUCGCAUUACCGAUGCUGCCAGUUACCACUGUCUUGUCCGAUUCUCAUCCUGCAUUCAUGUUUCCCCCAUGAACUCAAGACCUUUGAUCCUCUCUUUUGUUCCUUGGCGUUGAUUAUCUCGCUGUCAUGGAUCCCGGCAACCAGCAGAGCCCUGAACAGCAGUCGGCCGAACGCCAACUCGCAGAUAGAUCUCCUGCCAACUCACGUCCUAGUAACGCGAGUGGAACCACCCAGCCGCAAACACAGCCUGGUCUGGAGCCACUCGCUGAAGGCACUGCUCCCAAGAAACGGAAGCAUCAUGGGCACAGAAGACGCAGACACCGUCGACAGUCCUUCGCCCCGCCGCCCGACACGCCUAGGCCAGACUCCGAUACUGGGCGAGCUGGUGUCUCCCCUGGGCGAGGAGAUGGAUCUCAAUCCACCAGUACAACUGCGAUUCAGCACCGUGCUUCCGUUUACCGUCUUGGCCAAUUGGGCCGUAACAACCCGAGUGAGACAAGUCUGGACAGCGAUGCUUUGUUGGAUCACAGACACCAGCCAAUGAUGCGCCCGCGUCGGGAGAGCCGGCUUGCGCAGAGCUAUCGUCCGGAACCACAACAACUUUCCGCUCGGCCCCCGGUUCGAGCCCAAACUCCUACUGCCGCGUCCCAGGUGAUGGAUGAGGAGGAAUCCGAGGAAGAAGACGAUCGAACACCGUUGAUAAAGCCCAGCUCUAUCCAUAACUCCAGUUUUGUGCGGUACGGGACAAGUGCAGGCACAGAAGAACAUUCAGUUGCUCCCUCGCCCGAAGGCCGGAAGUCGGUAGCAUCGUCUUUCCGCUCAACCGUUCCGUACUCUAUCGGCACUGCCCGUAGCUUAAGACGAGGAUACGAUGUUAACAAUCCGCCUUCAGUCCCCGGAAGCCCUCACACGGGCCCAGAGACUGGCUUCGAUGACCCGAUGAUUGGUGGCCAUGACUUCGACCACACGUCUCCGGAACACACUAGCGCAGUCAGUGUGCCUUGCCAUGUUAUAGAUGUUGACGGAGAAGGGCAUGGCUCUAUGAGUAACUCGUCGGCUACUUCCCAAAAAUUCGUCUCUCCAGAGCUCCAGCGACGACGGACAGUUACUCUUCCUGUUGAAGAAGACGUUUGCUUUCCAGGCGCAUUGUCGGAUUUGGGUGAAGAAGAUUACCCUCCUCGUCCCCCGCUAGAAGACACCUUUGGAGCAGACGUGAUCAAGGGGUUUGCAAAGCGGUGCAACGAGCAGUGGGAGGUCGCACCUAAGUCUGAAAUUGGACUUUAUCUCGGCGAUAUUCAAGACCACAUCGUUACUAUGACGAGUAACUUGAACCAUUAUGAAACGCUGCUAUCACGGGCGCACUCGAACUAUCUCGCACAAAUCAACAUCCGCAUGAACGAGCGGCAGGAGAAGACCGCUGACGUACUCGGCAAGCUUACUGUCCUUGGUACCAUCGUACUCCCCAUGAAUAUCAUCUGCGGCAUGUGGGGUAUGAACGUCAAAGUUCCUGGGCAGGAUAUUGACAAUUUAUACUGGUUCUGGUCCAUCACCGCCGGCCUCGUUGUCUUCGCAGUUGCCUGUUUCUACAUCGCCAAACGAGUGUACGGAAUUGUAUAG